AUGGACUCUGAGCAGCAGGACAAAGUCGCUCAGUUCAGCGCUGUCACCGGCGCCAACCCAAGCAUCGCGCAAGGUGCACUCAACUCGGCCGACUGGAACCUCGAAGAGGCCGUUGCGCUCUACUUCGCCGCCAACGAAGAUCCACAAGGCGACCCUGACGAUGACACCAACGACUUCGAAGAAGAGAUGCAAUCAGCUCCUCCGACCGCUUCCUCAGCUGCUGGUCAAGCUUCGUCGAGCAGAGGCCAGCGUACAGCUCGUCCCAAGCAGAUGACCCUGCGUGAUCUCCAGCGCGGUGAUGACGACGAGGAAGAGGAGAAGAAGGACCAGGACAUGUUUGCAGGUGGCGAGAAGAGCGGACUGGCGGUUCAGAAUCCAGGCGAGGGACAAUCGAGGCCGCUUGACCAUUUCAGAAACAUCAUAAACCAGGCACGUCAAAACCGAGAGCGUCCACCAGGUGAACAAGACGAAGAGGAGGAGCCACAACCUCGCUCUAGCCACUUCAGCGGCCGUGCACAGACUCUGGGAGGAGACGAUGCUCCAAGCGAGGUCGUCGAGGACCCGCAAGCCGCUUCGCAGUCGCAGCGACAGCGUCUUCUUCCACGCGUCACUCGGACUCUGCAUCUGUGGGCGGACGGUGUGAGUAUCGACGACGGACCACUACUGCGAUUCGAUGACCCAGCCAACGAGCACAUCAUGCAAGAGAUCAACCAGGGCAGAGCUCCCAAGGCACUCUUGGACGUCCAGCCAGACCAGGAGGUCGAUCUCAACCUCGAACCACACAAGGGCGAGAACUACGUGGCACCAAAGCCAAAGUACAAGCCGUUCGGUGGUCAAGGUCAGCGUCUUGGCUCCCCUACGCCAGGUCUUGCUUCGUCUUCCUCGUCUGCGCCCGCUCCAGCUGCGCCAGCUGCGUCUUCGGCCACAUCGAGCGCGCCACAAGACGCUGCAGUGGACCCAUCUCAGCCAACUGUCCAGCUGCAAGUUCGCCUUGGCGAUGGCACUCGUCUAUCCUCGCGCUUUAACACGACGCAGACCAUAGGCGAUGUUUACGACUUCGUGAACCGCGCAUCGCCAGCCUCGGAGCAGCGUCCGUACGCACUCAUGACUACCUUUCCCUCGAAGGAGCUCUCCGACAAGUCGCAAGUCCUCGGCGAGAUGAGCGACUUCAAGCGCGGUGGUGUGGUAGUCCAGAAGUGGACCUAG
Molecule: messenger RNA, 1206 nt
Organism: Zasmidium cellare ATCC 36951
Lineage: Eukaryota; Fungi; Ascomycota; Dothideomycetes; Mycosphaerellales; Mycosphaerellaceae
Exons: 2
Coding region: 1-1206 (401 amino acids)
Biological process (GO): proteasome-mediated ubiquitin-dependent protein catabolic process; membrane fusion; nuclear membrane reassembly
Cellular component (GO): cytosol; nucleus
Molecular function (GO): ubiquitin binding
Source: RefSeq, a predicted model, not a curated record